Messenger RNA from Anthostomella pinea, 1389 nucleotides. The record is from the annotation of a GenBank genome assembly. Lineage: Eukaryota; Fungi; Ascomycota; Sordariomycetes; Xylariales; Xylariaceae.
AUGUGUGGCGCCCUAUGUAAUGGUAGCGAUCCGCCACUCGACAUCAGUUCGCGUCCUAUCAAACUUGUGGUCGCUCGAGACGGCUACCAACCCGACGUCAGACCAGUCGGACGCGCAUAUCAAGACCGAGACGGCGAUGAUGCUCGCCGUGGCGCAUUACGCCAGCUUCUCGGACGCCCCCAAGACGACCCGCGUGCUCUACGCGCCGCGGGGUUGCCGGCAACCGAGGCGGGCUACAACGGCGACCCGCCGUUCUGUUCGGGUCGGAGGGCGUACAUGACGCAGCGCACGGCGAUGCACGAGAUCGCGCACACUCGGCGGGGCACCACGGCGGCGUUCGACGCGCUGGCUGCGGGCAGCGACUGGGCGAGGGCGAUGCCGCUGCUGCGGUCGUUUGACGGCGCCGACGCGGCGAUCACCAGUGGUCGCGGCCACUUCUGGCCGUGUGGCCUCAAUUAUGAGACCAAGUGGAGCGAGACGAGUCCUGGUCGAUCCCUUGUUAUCUGUACGCCAGCCCUUCGUGCCCGAAUCAGGAGCAUGGACGACACACUCCCAAGCCCCCCAUUCAUCGACAUACCGAAGCUCGACAACUUCCGUGAUGCCGGUGGCUACCCCGUGGCCUCGCAGCCCGGCAAGGUAGUGCGACAGGGUCUGAUAUUCCGCUCAGCCGAGCCGUCCAAGGUCGCCGAAGAGGCCAUCGCAAUGCUCCAAGCGCUCGGGAUCACACACGUGUACGACCUGCGCUCGGCACUGGAUUUGGAUAUGUCUCGCGAACGUGGAAAUCCCCAUCCAGCCAAGGAAUGGCCCGGUGCCGAAAGGGUUUCCGUUCCUGUCUUUCGCGAUCAGGACUACACGGCGGAAACGCAGGCCCUGCGAGACGCCAACUUCGGAGAUGGUGAAGAGGGCUUCGUGCGAGCAUACAUGGGCAUCCUCGAGGCUGGAACGUCUGCGGAUAAUACAGCACGCCCCUUCGCAACCAUCCUGGCCCAUCUCACCUCCGGCCCUGACCCGACCCCGCUGCUCAUUCACUGUUCGGCAGGCAAGGACAGGACGGGUAUCAUAUGCGCCUUCAUCCUGUCGCUAUGCGGCGUGGACGACGAGAUAGUCGCGCACGAGUACGGCCUCACGAAUCUAGGGCUGAAGUCGAUACAGGCCGAGAUCCUUGUCAACCUCCUGAAUUUGCCCGGGUUCCGCGACAAUCCUGACGGCGCAAGGGCCAUGGUUGGUGCUCGGCGGGAGUCGAUGCUUGGCUUUCUGAAGGCAAUUCGAGAGAAGUACGGUUCGGUCGAGGCCUGUGUCUUGGAACUGGGCCUGCUUACCCCGGACGGUGUUGCGCAGCUUCGGCAUAACCUGAUCGUGGAUGCGGAGGAGAAAUCAUCAAUCGACUGA